AUGUUCAAAUGCAUCGACUGUGACAAGGUCUACAAGACCCGCACGUCACUCACUCGGCAUGCCCACAACCACGCUUCUUCACCCGCAUCUCACGCAUGUCAGACUUGCGGCGUUGUGUUCGCACGCCGGGACAUCUUGAAUCGCCACGUGAGCAACGGCCAUUGCUCCGCAUCUACCGCUGGCAGAGCGAGAACACAUACGGCCUGCGAAGCGUGUCGAGCUGCUCGGAUCAAAUGCGAUGGCCAAGACCCUUGCCGAGCAUGUGUUGGUGCUCGUAAGGGAUGCAAAUAUCCUCUCAAAACAGGCCGCAUCAGUCACGCCACGAGGCCUUACAAGGCUUCGAAUACAGGCGAGAACGUCAUGCUCGAGGAAUAUGGUCGGGAUGUCUCUGUGGGCUCAACGCCUGGUAAUGGCAACCCGUUCUCUCCACCGCAACCCACUCCUAGAGAAUCCAUGGAGAUGGCAUUGGAGAUGGAAGAUGUGAAGAACGAGCAAGUCCUAAGUCCUACUGGAGAUGUCGACAACACCGCUUGGCCUUGGUUGCACGAGAAGAACUUCAUUCCCCAGACGGGACGAUCUAGCAGACAUGGCAAUGGCCACAGAAAGCAGCAUCUGCCGGUAGCUGUUGAUACUACGAACGGCACUGGGCCAGCCGUAGAGACAUCGCCUGCUUCUUCCUUCGCAGCCACCAGUAGCUUCCAAGAUUCUCUUACGCCACUUGCAAAUGUCGUCGAGAAUCUAGUUGCGUAUGCUGCAGCUUCGGCCUAUACCCCGGAUGACAGGAACACUCGCAGGCGUUACUGGGAGUCUAUCUCGCUUCAACUGGCAGACAUAUUUGGGGUGAUCAAAGAGCACUCUUCCGCCGCCUCAAGACGAACCUUAUAUGAGCUAGUUGAGAUCUAUCUGGGCAAGUUCAACGUGCUUUGGCCUCUCCUCAACUAUGAGCAGCUUGAUCCCGACAAUCACCACCCCGUGCUAUUUCUGACAGUGACCUCAAUCGGUGCUAUGUUUGGUCAUGCACUCCAACGGCAAUACGGAACAUUGAUGCAUAAACGCUUACGUCGACUGCUAGCGGCCAGUCUUUACGAUCUGGAAGGCACGGAUGACGAGAUGGUAUGGCUGGCGCAAGCUCGGCUCCUGACCCAAGUAGCAUCGAUGUACUUUGGGCAACAUCAAGGCUUCUCUUAUGCACAGCAUUUGGCUGCCAUCACAAUAGCACAACUGCGCCGCAUGGACUUCAUGCGUGAGCCCAUCCCGAAUAACCUCGUCCGACUUUCAUCAUCGAGCCCAGAGGAAGAGCUUGCACGAUAUCAGGUCUUCGAGACUCGGCGGCGAAUCGCUUUCGGUAUCUUCAGGACGGAUAUCUACACGAGUGUUCUACUUUCGACAAGACCAAUCAUGACCUCGGAGGAAGUCAAGCUGACCUUUCCAAGACCGGAUAGAUUAUGGCUGAACGCUGACAAUCUGGCUCCAGAAGAUCAACUUCAGGCAUACCGCACCGAGGAUGCUAAGACUUUGCAGAUGCCAUUCUCUGACCUCGUGCGGAUCUUCUUUGAGCGGCAGGAAGCAAAGCCGACUCUCGGUCCUGUCGGGUACGAACUUGCGCUGUUUGGUCUACAAGAGUGUGUCUGGAGAUUCUCGCAGGAUCCGGAAUUGUUCCCAAGGCUGACUGGCGAGUGCUUAGCUGUUACUGAGCCGAAUGUGGCCACGGGUCUCCUCGCAAACACACAGCCUACAAACGGAAAUGUCAUAACUGGCAGUACCGGCUUCUGGUCUCGAGGAAUGUACGAUCUGCACACGGAUCGAGCGAGACUGCUGCAGGCUCUCGAGACUUGGUCGCAAGCCGUGCAGCAAGCGAUAGAGAUUGGCGCGUUUGCGAAGCAUCGAGACACGCUCAUGAGCAGUAUGCUUCUGUAUCGGCUGAGCAAGCUACGACUUUGCGCGCCUCUAGAGAAUUUGCAUCAUAUCUCGUACCGAGCAGAUCAGCCCAAGACAGUGGACGCUCACAUCCAUCAGAAAGUGGGAGCCUGGACAGUAAGCAAAUUCGCACAAGAAGCAGCGCAGGAAGCGUGGGAUGUCAAGACUUUGAUUGAGUCGGAACUCCAGAAGCCGAGAGAAGACAGGGCACGCUUCAACUUCCUCGCAUUCUGCAGUCUGCACCAUGCUGCAGUGGUACUUUGGACCGUCGCUGGCUGUGAAGAAAACCGGUCAGAGGCUAGUGCUUACCAGGUUCCGAACUCCGCCAUCGACGAGUUCCUCAAGAAUUGUUCCAAUCUCUUCAGCCAACUCAGCCCGCUUGGUAGCAACUCCUUCGAAGCUGCAGCUCAUAGAUUGUGUAUGUUCCGCUUUCCACGCCAGCAACGCGCUGCUCCCUGA
Messenger RNA from Fulvia fulva, 2376 nucleotides. RefSeq lists its product as uncharacterized. Lineage: Eukaryota; Fungi; Ascomycota; Dothideomycetes; Mycosphaerellales; Mycosphaerellaceae. Gene Ontology annotation, biological process: DNA-templated transcription; regulation of DNA-templated transcription. The record is from RefSeq and is a predicted model, not a curated record. The transcript has 2 exons. Gene Ontology annotation, molecular function: zinc ion binding; DNA-binding transcription factor activity, RNA polymerase II-specific; DNA binding. Bases 1 to 2376 code for a protein of 791 amino acids.